UAACUCUAUAACUCUACAAUUUAUUCUAUGGUGCUGGUAAAAACAAUAAAACAUUAUAGGUUAUAGCUUAUGACUCAAAAAUCACAAUGAAUUAUUUUUUCUUACCAAGCUGGUUACUAUUUUUCAACUAGCUGCGCGUUUGUAUUCUUGGAAUAAUACGGGCAAGGCGUGAAGAUGGCUGAAAAAUUGGACUUGGCAGUUGGUGACUCUGUUGAUUUAAACUGUGAUGACGAGCCCGUCGCAAGUGUGAGCGGUAGGGUUGCGGGCUCGGAGCAAUCAAAAAGCAAAAACAUGAAACAUAUUGCUGCUUUGGGCGAAACGGAAUCUACGGAACCGAAGGCUUUGAAGACAAUGGAUGUAGUUGCUUCUUUUCCUGAAGAAGUGACAGACAUGGUUUUCUCCCAUCUACAGGCAACUGAUCUGGAAUAUUGUUGCGGAGUUAGCCAGCUUUGGAGGAGGACAAUCGAACGCUUUAAACAGAGACAACGUGCACGGCUGAAGUAUAAUUGGCAACAUGGAAAAUACUCUGUCAAUUGUUCCCCAAUCAGUAUUGGGUUGAAUAUACAGAUUGGCCUGAGAUUUAAGGAAUACGAGUUUGAAGUAGUUCCUGUAAAUGAUCCUUGUGAUCAGGUCUUCCCUGUAUAUAUGUAUUUUAAGGAUCCCGGGUGCUCAGGCGCAGAAGUUUUAUCUAUAAUUAAUAUUGAUUCAAACUCGAGAAUUAAAUUACAUCAAUUACCGCGAACUUCUUCUGAGAUGAGUGUUGUUAUUGUCGUGGGGGACUCUAUAGCUUGGUUGGAACCUUCAGCUGUGCUGAAACAUUACAAUGCCGAACUGGCAUCAAAUGGUUCAAAAGUGGAAACUUUUGGAAAACAUGAUGAUUCUCGGACUGAUGAGGAUUUCGAAGGUGUAGAAAAAUACAAGUCUCUGACAAUGGAUAGGAACCACAUUGCGGUUGUUUCUAACGAUAGGUUUGUAAAAGUUUGGUGUAAAAAGUCACAUAAAAAAAUAAUUACGAAGCGCUGUGUACAACCUAAGAUUUCUUUAUCUGAUGGUUGUCUAAUCAUAGCAUCUUAUAUAGGUGAACGAUUAGAAAAGUCUGUAAAAAUAUAUUGUACUGAGAUUGAAAUUCACAACUUACAACAUGAUGCAAACAAUACUCUUCAACAUACUUUUAAUCUAGAUGGCAUUGUUGAAAGUACACAUUCAAAAGAGCGAUUCAUAUUUAUUGUUUUUAGUUUGCACAACCAUAAAAUCCAAGUACGCGAUAAAAAGAAUUUUUCCAUAAUCUAUUCUUACGAUUAUAAUUUAUCACUAAAAAAUGUUUUUGAUGAUUAUAUAGUUGUUAAAGGUUUAACAAAAGGUGAACAGGUGUUUUCAGAAUUUGGUAUUCCUUAUGGUUGGCGGCAUGACUAUUAUUAUAAAAUAUUGACUCUUGCUUCUGGUGAAUGGUCAACAGAAAUUCCUUCUCGCGACAGAAAUUUGUUCACAGUGUUUGAGAAUAUUGCCGUGGUUCGUAGUGUUUCGGACAAAAGUCUUUAUGUUUUGGACUGGAAACGAUUUACCAAACUGUACACUCUGAGAAUCCCCGAGCACGUAAGUGAUGACUUUGAGGUUAUUAAUGUGACUGAAUGGAGAAUUAUAGUUUUCGAUUCGGAAUCUAAUCAAUUCAUUAUAUUCAAGUUCGGGUAGACUCAAGUGGAGGUUUGAUCUGGUGGACUGGUAAAAAGGGAUCAAACCGUUCGAUAUAGCAAUCCAGGAGCCAAAAAAAGCGAUUUUUCCAUUAGUGUAUAAUUUAAAUUUAUUUAUUUUUUUUAUUCAAGUAAGUCACAAUACAUUCCGGUCUAUACACGAAUCUACAAUAAAUUACAGUACAACAGCUAAUUAUGCAACAAAUUUCACAUAUUAUGAAAACUUAUUAAUUACAAUGAAGAUUGAAUGGAACAUUAGAAUAUUGAUAAUAUAGUAUUGCAAUGUAACUACAUAAAUCAGCGGUGUUCCAACAAUGAAUAAAUGAUAACUUCAAUGAAUAAAUAAA
Nilaparvata lugens (brown planthopper) is the source of this 2035-nucleotide messenger RNA. RefSeq lists its product as uncharacterized. Bases 175 to 1689 code for a protein of 504 amino acids. The transcript has 4 exons. Gene Ontology annotation, molecular function: protein binding. The record is from RefSeq and is a predicted model, not a curated record. Lineage: Eukaryota; Metazoa; Arthropoda; Insecta; Hemiptera; Delphacidae.